CGCCGGAGCCAUGCUGCCUCUGUCAAGGGAAGCUCCUGGAUGCGCUGAUGCUCUGGGUUACAGCCCGGGAGAGAGAUGCCAGCGUGCGAUCUUGACUGGAUUGUUUGAGUCUUGUCUGCUGACUGUUAAUGAUUUGCUGCGGAAGCCACCCGCACAGGAGAAAGAUUUUGCCGAGCAGCUGAGCCAGCAAAGAAGCCGCGCACUAGCAGCGCCCUCCCACCUCCUUCCUCCCUGUCUGCGCUCGCCUCCCACCCAGCUCUCUAGACAGCAGCUACUCGGCGGCGUCUGGCUGCAAAUGGAAGCGGCUGGUCCCGAGGAUGCCCCCUGCCCGCGGGCACCGCCGGAAACAGCAGGAGCUGCCGCAGCGCCUCCGAGAUCGUUCCCCAGCCUCUUGCUCGGGAUUAAAGGCAAACUCUGCACAUGUCAUAUUUUGAAAACAGUUGCGCUGGGUCAGGUGCUUUCCUUGUUUAUCUGUGGGACUGCUGUUGCAAGCCAGUAUUUAGCAGAACAGUACAAAGUGAACACUCCAAUGCUACAAAGUUUUAUCAACUAUUGUUUGCUUCUUCUAGUUUAUACAACAAUUUUGGCAUUUAGGAGAGGCAGUGACAGCAUUUUGCAAAUUCUGAAAAGGAAGUGGUGGAAGUAUAUUCUGUUGGCACUAGUAGAUGUCGAAGCUAAUUACACAAUUGUAAAGGCUUACCAGUACACAACCCUAACCAGCGUUCAGCUGCUGGACUGCUUUGGGAUCCCUGUGUUGAUGGCUCUAUCAUGGUUCAUUCUGCGUGCAAGAUACAGACUCAUCCAUUUCAUUGCUGUUGCUGUCUGUCUGUUGGGUGUGGGAGCUAUGGUUGGUGCAGACAUAUUAGCUGGGAGGCAGAACAGUGAAGGAAGUGACGUGGUGGUUGGCGAUGUCUUAGUUCUGCUGGGUGCUUCUUUGUAUGCCGUUUCUAAUGUGAGUGAGGAAUACAUUGUGAAAAAUCUGAGCAGAGUGGAGUUUCUAGGAAUGGUGGGCUUGUUUGGGACUUUUAUCAGCGGUCUACAGCUAGCCAUUGUGGAACGCACGGACAUAGCUCACAUUCAGUGGAACUGGAAAAUUGUGUUACUAUUCGUGGCUUUUGCCCUCUGUAUGUUUGGGUUGUAUAGCUUCAUGCCAGUAGUGAUUAAAGUUACUAGCGCUACUUCUGUCAACUUGGGCAUUCUGACAGCUGAUCUCUACAGUCUUUUUUUUGGACUGUUCCUGUUUGGCUAUCAGUUUUCAGGUCUCUACCUCCUGUCUUUUGGUGUCAUUAUGGUGGGCUUCGUUUUGUACUGUUCUACUCCAACUCGAACUGCAGAAGAAGCCACAACCAGUGUGCCACAACCAGCCAGCAUUGGGUUUGAUAACCUUGGACUAAAAAUUGAGGAGAACCACCAGGAAACUCCAGCUGCUACCGUACAGUUUACUAAAGAAGAAAAUGUGCAGGUGAACAUGGGUUAGAAAACUAGCAGCAUUUUAAAAGAAGCUUUUGUACUGCCAAAUUUAUCCCUCAAUAUCGAUAUGGAGAACUGCUCUGUUGCCAAAGGUGUACAUCAUGCUGCAUUUGUUUUAGUACACUGGAUAAACACUUAGCUGAUAAGGCCAGAUCCUCAAUCAAUGAAGCUAUGUUAAUCUAAUCCAAAUGAAGAUCUGUCCCUUAAGGUGAAAUAGAAAAAUAUUUGGAAGCCUCUGGGAAGCGACAGAACCUUAUGUUCAGAAAGUUUGAUUAAUUUAAGAGCAAAUGCUUUAUAAAGAUGAAAUCAAAUCUAGCUCUCAGGUCACUAGCAGGAGCAGAAAUCCUUUGUUAUGUGUUAAUUAUUAAGGGCCCGAUCCUGCAAGGUGCUAAGGGAGUGUCCUCUGCUCCCAUUGGAAUGAGUGGGAUUUGAGAGCACUCAGCACUUCUCAAGAGGCCCUCAGCACCUUGCAAGAUCUAGCUCUACGUGCCAUAACACAUAUGUUUGCAGUGUUGUAGCUGUGUUAGUCCCAGGAUAUGGGACACAGAAGGUGGGUGAGAUAUUUUUUAUUGGACCAGCUUCCAUUAGUGGAAAGGACAAGCUUCCUCAGGUCUCAGGAAGGAAGCGCUUUGUGAAGCUUGAAAGCUUGUGCCUUCCACUAACAGAAACUGGUCCAAUAAAAGAUAUUCCUCAUCCCCCUUCUCACUCUCUCUCUCUCAUAAUACCUAGGUACGUCUACCAAGUGAUGUAGGACCUCAUUCCUUCACUGGAGCCACAUGUAAAAUUGGCAGUCCACAUUUUUUUUUUUAAAAAAAAGGGAGAUGUAGCUAAGUGAACAUGGGUGGGGAUGCUGCUGUCGCCCCACGUCAGUCCAUUCUUUGUAGCAAAAAUGUCUGGCUCUCCAAAAUGUUAAGUACUGUUGCUAGACUUGUAAUUCAUUUGUCUUUAUUUGUGCCAUUUUUUUUCAUUUCUAAUCUGUGAUUAAAACUGAUCUGUCACUACAUGAAAGUGAGGUUUUGAGAUUGUUUAGACAUUCUAUGGCCAGAAUUGUAGGUGUAAAUUUGCAUAGUUCCACUGAAGCUGUGUCAGUGGAUACCAGCUGAAGAUCUGGCUCUCACUCUGUUUUUGCCUGUUGGAAUUUAACUUUCUGUUAAAGACUGUAUGUAUUGAUUUUUACUGACCAAACUAUUUUUUAAACUAACAGGUUUUGUCUUAAAUGGUAAAUGGUCCUCUUUAGAAUACACUGGUUAUCAAAUGACAAUGUGAUUGUUUUUUGUAUAGGUUAGUUGUAGUUUAUUUGAGCAAAAUGGUUUAUCCAAUUUUCUUUAGAGAUCAUAAAAUAAAUAUUAAGUACAUAGUGA
Messenger RNA from Gopherus flavomarginatus (Mexican gopher tortoise), 2831 nucleotides. RefSeq names its product solute carrier family 35 member F2 (gene SLC35F2). Gene Ontology annotation, cellular component: membrane. Lineage: Eukaryota; Metazoa; Chordata; Testudines; Testudinidae. The coding region runs from base 11 to 1477 and encodes 488 amino acids. The transcript has 9 exons. Gene Ontology annotation, biological process: transmembrane transport. The record is from RefSeq and is a predicted model, not a curated record. Gene Ontology annotation, molecular function: transmembrane transporter activity.